Molecule: messenger RNA, 1712 nt
Organism: Rotaria sordida
Lineage: Eukaryota; Metazoa; Rotifera; Eurotatoria; Philodinida; Philodinidae
Source: the annotation of a GenBank genome assembly
AUGGGCUCUCGAAAACAUAAAAGAAAUAAUGUUCGCAAUGAACAUCAAGGUGAUACAUUUGAAAACAACGUGUUAAUAGUUGAAGAAUUUAACCAAAAAAUAAAUGAUCUUCGUCAUGAACCAACAUCAUUAUUAGGUGCAACAACAAGUACAAGGCUUCACAAAGGUCAACCAAUUCAAUUUCUUGAACAUAAUGGACAAGUUUAUGUUCCGUUACACGAAGAUUAUCCUUUACAAAGUAAAUUAGGUGAACAAGUUUACAAAGAUGUUCAAUAUGUUAACACGAUGAAUCAUCGUACUGAUAAUAAAAGGAAUGAUUCACAUAUGUACGAAGAAACAACCAGUAAUCACUUACAUCUACAGGAAAUAACAUCUUCUACACCUAAAAGAACCUGUGAUCAACUUAAUAAAUCACAGGAAAAAAGUAAAAAAAGCAGGAAAGAUGAAGCACAAGCUAUACAUACAAGAACAACAACAAAUUAUUAUAAUUCUCCAACAACAACAAAACUGCCUUCUGGUAAAAAUUACUCAAUUCCAAUCGAUCAAUUAAGAAGAGCAGUUGGAAAUAAUCUUCCAUGUUUUAUUGUUGAAUUUGAUAAAAAUAUUGCUCAACGUGAUCUUCCAUCAGCAAUUAUAGCAUGUGAUCUUAUUCAGGAUCAUUUUAUUAAAAAUCAGAUUAUUAUAAAUGGUUUUUCUGUUGCUGUAUUUAUAGGUCAUCGUUUGAAAUUGGGGGUAAACAAUAUGGAAGAUUAUUCAAAACUUGUACUUUCGGAUAAAUGGCCAACAACAAUUAAUGGAAAAAAAAUGUCGAUUAUUAAACCAAAAUUCGUUCCGGAAUGUUUUACACUGGUGAUACGAUAUAUUCCAAAAUCAUUUUCUAUUCAAAUUGUUUCUGAUGGAAUUAAACGAUCAAUAAGCUCAGCAGACAACAUUAAACAAAUUAUUUAUUCUUAUAAUCGUACUACAAAUGAUUUCCGUUUUACAGUAUCUGACCUAAUGGAAUAUGAAGGUGCUUUGAAACUCGGUCGAAUAUCAAUUGGUAAUCGUCUUCAUCCUGUUACAGUUUAUCAGCCUGCAAAUAAAAUGACUUUUUGUACAAAUUGCUGGUUAAUUGGUCAUACACGUGCAACAUGUUCGGUACGUGAGCGUAAAUGCCGUAUUUGUUUAAUGGUUUACGAUCAAGAUCAUACAAAUACAUGUUCAGGUAAACCACUUUGUGCCCAAUGUGGACAAGAUCAUCACUCACUAGAUCCUAAAUGUGAGUUUAUUCAACAAUACAGGAAGAAGUUGAACUUGGAAGUAAAACAAGCAGUUAAUGACGGCAUUAUUAAUCGUAAAUCUAUUCAAGUACAUCAACAACAUCAGUUUCAGAUCGUCGGAACUACUUAUGCUAUGGAUUUUCCGGCAUUAUCUAAUUAUAACAACAACAUCAAGUCUAAGGAAAAUAAAGUAUGGCCAGAUAUUAAAUCUCAACGUACAACAACCAAUAAUACAUUUUCAAAUGAUAUUAUCAUAAACAUGCUGCACAAAAUGAACAAUGAAUUAAAACAGGAUAUGAAAUCAAUGAAGGAUAUGAUUGUUAAAAAAUUAGAUGAACAAGUGAUGUUAAAUGCAAAAAACAUCCAAUUACAUCAAGUUAGCUUAUGUACAAUUAAUACAGCACUCAUGAAAUUGAUAAAAAAUGUACUUUAUCCAUUAAUUGAUAUAAUUCC